Molecule: messenger RNA, 860 nt
Organism: Glycine soja
Lineage: Eukaryota; Viridiplantae; Streptophyta; Magnoliopsida; Fabales; Fabaceae
Exons: 4
Coding region: 120-584 (154 amino acids)
Molecular function (GO): iron ion binding
Source: RefSeq, a predicted model, not a curated record
GUAGUUGGGAAUGCCACGCUUUCCACGUAGGCUUGGGACACGUUUGCACAUCCACAAUUUUCCACAACCAUUCUCUUAUCUUCUUCCUGUGUGAUCCUGAACAAACAAAACAGAAAAGAAUGGCCCUGCAGGCACCUAGCUUUCACAUCGUCAAUGGCAAUGCUUGCCUGAGACGACCCUUGAUGAACCCUUUUGCUCUAAAGUCAUCCUUCUUCUCUGGUUCCCUCAAUCUCUAUCUUCAUCCCAAUCACCACCAUCUUACUUCAGCUCCACCCAGGAUUUCCAUGCGCGUCGCUUCCAAACAGGCCUAUAUCUGUCGCGAUUGCGGGUAUAUUUACAAAGACAGAACUCCCUUUGAGAAGUUGCCUGAUAACUACUUCUGCCCUGUUUGUGGUGCUCCAAAGCGAAGAUUUAGGGCCUAUGCACCGGCUGUCACUAAAAAUGACAAUGACACAGCUGUUAGAAAGGCACGAAAAGCAGAACUACAGAGAGAUGAAGCAAUUGGGAAGGCAUUUCCUAUUGCAAUUGUCGUGGGAAUUGCAGUGCUUGCAGGAUUAUAUUUCUAUCUGAACAGCCAAUACUAGGCUGAAUGAAUGUUCGAUUGCAGUGCCCUUUAACAUGGGGUGUAGUUUGUUCCGGUUCUUUCCCUUUUCUUUUGUUCAUUCUGUUGUAAGCACCAAAGUGGCCAUACAAUAAAUUGUACAAUUAUUUUGAGAGAGAAGAAUGGUCAUGUUUAUCAACCCAGGCGGGUGAAGGAUCGAUCCAAUGUAGCCAUAGAGAGAAGAAUAUAUUUAUUUACUUUGUUGCCAUUAACGUGAUAAGAAGCAUUUUAUAUAUAUAUUUUUUAUGUUUUUCAACAA